Messenger RNA from Naegleria gruberi, 525 nucleotides. RefSeq lists its product as uncharacterized. Bases 1 to 525 code for a protein of 174 amino acids. The record is from RefSeq and is a predicted model, not a curated record. Lineage: Eukaryota; Heterolobosea; Eutetramitea; Acrasida; Naegleriidae. The transcript has a single exon.
AUGCCAUCCCAACAACAAUCAAAGAAACCAUACGACAAGUUCGGCAAUACUCAAAAAUACGAGUUCUUUUGGAAGGAUAAAUCAGUGUUUAGUAAUUGGCAUGCAGCUAGUUAUGUAUUAGAUGGAAUUCAAUUUGCAAAUACAGAACAAGGAAUGAUGUAUGGGAAAGCUAAAUUAUUCGGAGAUGAUGAGGUGGCAAAAGAUAUUUUGGCCAAUACAAGUCCAUCAAAUGCUAAACAGCUUGGAAGAAUGGUGUCGAAUUUCACUGACGACAUGUGGAAUCAAAAUAGAGAGCUAAUUAUGAAGAGACAUCUUUAUGCAAAAUUUUCACAGAAUGAGGAUAUCAAACAAACUCUAUUAAGUACUGGCGAUAAGAUAUUAGCGGAAGCAUCUCCAAAUGAUGCAAUUUGGGGAAUAGGAAUGAGAGAACACGAAGCAAUAGAGACCCACCCUUCAAAAUGGCCUGGUUUAAAUCUACUUGGAAAGUUACUAACUGAAGUCAAACAAGAACUGAGGAAUCAGUAA